This is a messenger RNA of Elephantulus edwardii (Cape elephant shrew), 1635 nucleotides long. RefSeq names its product tripartite motif-containing protein 26-like. Bases 1 to 1635 code for a protein of 544 amino acids. The record is from RefSeq and is a predicted model, not a curated record. The transcript is spliced from 7 exons. NCBI's taxonomy places the organism in Eukaryota, Metazoa, Chordata, Mammalia, Macroscelidea, Macroscelididae. Gene Ontology annotation, molecular function: zinc ion binding; protein binding.
AUGGCUGCUGCCUCCUCGUUGAGAAACCUGGAGGAAGAAGUGCUGUGCUCCAUCUGUCUUGACUACUUGAGAGACCCAGUAACCAUUGACUGUGGUCACGUCUUCUGCUACCACUGCAUUAUUAAAGUCUGUGAAUCCACCAGGCAGCCCCUGCACUGUUCUCUAUGCAAGACAACCUUUAAGAAAGAGAACAUCCGCCAUGUGUGGCAGAUGGCCAGCCUGGUGGAGAAUGUCAGGAGAAUGAAGUUAAAUGAACAGAGACAACCCAGAGAGGAAAGAUCCUCUGAGCACAAAGCAGACAAUCUAUGUGGGAGACACCUGGAGAAGCUCCAUUACUACUGCAAGGAUGACCAGCAGAUACUGUGUGUGAUGUGCCGGGAGUCCCGGGAGCAUAGGCACCAUGCUGCUGUUCUGCUUGAGAAGGCUGCACAGCCUUAUCGGAGUAAAAUUCUAAACCACCUGAAGAUUCUGAAGGGAGAUAAGGACCGGAUUCAGAAUUUCCAGUGUACAGGAGAAAAUGAGAUUCAAGCCCUGCUGACAAAAUUUCAAAACCAUAGACAAGACAUCAUGUCAAUGUUUGAACAAGGUCAUCAGUUCUUAAGAGAAAGGGAGCGGUACUUGUUGGAGUGGCUGGAGGGGCUAGAGCAAGAAGUUACCGAAGGGAAGAGUAAGUGUAAUACCAAGGGCUCUGAGGAAGUCAGCAGGCUUGGGGGCCUGAUUUCUGAGUUGGAGAAGAAAGCUGAGCAAUCCGCUCUUGAACUUUUGCAGAGUCCAGAUGACAUAAUAAGCAAAUAUCCCCGGAAGAAGUUCUGGAUUGAAAAACCUAUAAGUCGAACAAUAAAAAAACGAACAGAAGAAUUUUCAGAUAAAUUGCUUUCAUUAGAGAAAGGACUCAGAGGAUUCCAUGGAAAACUGAUGAGGGAACUGGAAUAUAAAACAAUGAGGAUCAUUCUGAAUACCCAGACAGCCAAUGGCUACCUCUCAGUGUCUGCAAAUGGGAAGAGUGUGAUAUUCACAGGCUUGUGGAUGAACAAAUACCAACAUGGUCAGCGAUUUGAUCCUGAGCCUGGUGUACUGGGCAGUAAGGGCUUCACCUGGGGCAAAGUGUACUGGGAAGUGAAAGUGGAUAGAAUAUGGUGGGAAGCAGAGGAAGAAGAAGAAGAAGCAGUGAAAUACAGGGAUGCAGCCAGAAGUGUGCUUAACAGUAACUAUUUUGGUGAAUUCAUGGGCAUUACGGAUGGAUAUCAUUUUACUGGAUAUAGAAAUGAGAAUGAAGAGUUAGAGGAGGGAUGGUCACAGGAAAAUGGAAUAUGGCCCAAAUUCGGCUUGGUGGGAGUGGCAAGAGAGUCUGUGGUGAGAAGGGGAUUUCUCAACUUCACCCCAGAGGAGGGCUUCUGGACUCUGCAACUGUCUUCAGCUGGAGUCUAUGUAUGUGCUAGCCCUGAGCCUUUUCAGAUCUUGUCCUACUGUCCAAGGCAGAUUGGAGUGGCUCUGGAUUAUCAGGGGGGAAAAGUAACUUUUACCAAUGCCAGAACCCAGGAGUUUAUCUAUGAAUUUUCAUCUCCCUUUACUGGGAGAAUUUUCCCUUUCCUGUGGCUUAAUUGCAUGAGAUCCAGGCUCACACUGAGACCCUGA